This is a messenger RNA of Aspergillus wentii DTO 134E9, 618 nucleotides long. RefSeq names its product HNH endonuclease family protein. Lineage: Eukaryota; Fungi; Ascomycota; Eurotiomycetes; Eurotiales; Aspergillaceae. The record is from RefSeq and is a predicted model, not a curated record. The transcript has 4 exons. Bases 1 to 618 code for a protein of 205 amino acids.
AUGGUCAAGUUCAUCCUCUCGGCCCUGCUGGCAGUCCCUCUCAUCGCGGCAUCCCCUAUCGCUGCCCCCUCACCACCAGACAUCCCGGCUACAUCUACGGCACAAAGUGAACUUGCAGCGUUAAAGGUCGCUGCGCAGGGAUCGCAGGAUGGCUAUGAUCGGGAUGCAUUUCCGCACUGGAUUAGCCAGGGACACUCCUGCAACACCCGCGAAGUCAUCCUCAAACGCGACGGGACAGACGUAGUCACGAACUCGCGCUGCGCUGCAACAAGCGGAACAUGGGUGUCGCCGUAUGAUGGCAAGUCAUGGACGAAGUCAAGCGACGUUGAUAUCGACCAUGUUGUUCCGUUGUCGAAUGCGUGGAAGAGCGGCGCAUCAAAAUGGACAACUGACCAGCGAAAAGCCUUCGCGAAUGAUCUCGACCAUCCCCAGCUUCUGGCCGUCACGGAUAAUGUGAAUGAGUCCAAGGGUGAUAGAGGACCGGAGGAGUGGAAACCCCCUCUUGAUUCGUAUCAUUGCACCUAUGCCAAAAUGUGGAUCAAGGUCAAGUCGGUGUAUGAAUUGACCAUUACGAAAGAUGAGAAGAGUGCGUUGGUGGAUAUGUUGGAUACUUGCUAG